AUGAAGUACCUUAGCAGGUCUCUGCUGGUGUUCUGCUUCUGCUGGAAUGCUGUUUUAGUAACACUCCCCUCUUCAUACGAUGUCGUAUGGGACAAGCCAGGUGUUGAUGGCUCGGCUGAUUCCAUGCCUCUUGGCGGUGGUGAUGUCGGCCUGAACACCUGGUACGAGAAUGGCACAAUUCUCAUGUACAUCGCCAAGAGCGGUACCUUCGACGAGAACAAUUCCCUGCUGAAACUUGGACGCGUCAGACUGUCUUUCGACCCGAAUCCGCUUGAUAGCAAGUCUUUCGAGCAGAGACUACUACUCAACGAUGGCCACGUCAAAUACACUGGUGAGGACAACGCUACUGCCAAGAUUCGGGUAGACGUCUUCAACCCCAUGGUCCACAUCGUGAUCGAUAGCCCGGAAAAGAUUGAUGUCCAGGUAGCUUACGAGAGUUGGCGUCAAAAAGACCGCCCCAUUAUCAACGAGGAGCGCAGCCAGGGCUCUUGGGGCAUCUUCAACUCCAAAAUUGCAAAUGGUACCGCCUACGCUGAUAAGAUUGCCUUUCAUGAGAACGGUGUACUUAUGAGCCAUCGUAACGAGAAGCUUGCCCUCUGGAACUUCCAGAUGAAGUAG
Molecule: messenger RNA, 618 nt
Organism: Fusarium sp. VM40
Lineage: Eukaryota; Fungi; Ascomycota; Sordariomycetes; Hypocreales; Nectriaceae
Source: the annotation of a GenBank genome assembly